This is a messenger RNA of Leptonychotes weddellii (Weddell seal), 1320 nucleotides long. Lineage: Eukaryota; Metazoa; Chordata; Mammalia; Carnivora; Phocidae. The record is from RefSeq and is a predicted model, not a curated record.
AUGGCGCUGACGCCCCGGAGGGGGCCCUCGGCGGGGCUUGUCCGGCCCGAGCUCUGGCUGCUGCUGUGGGCAGCCGCCUGGCGCCUGGGUGCCACCGCGUGCCCCGCCCUCUGCACCUGCACCGGCACCACGGUGGACUGCCACGGCGCGGGGCUGCAGGCCAUCCCGAAGAACAUCCCACGGAACACGGAGCGCCUGGACCUAAGUGAGAACACAAUCCAGGCCAUCCCCAGAAAAGCUUUUCGUGGAGCUACAGACCUCAAAAAUUUACAGCUGGACAAGAACCAGAUCAGCUGCAUCGAGGAAGGGGCCUUCCGGGCUCUGCGGGGGCUGGAGGUGCUGACCCUGAACAACAACAAUAUCACCACCAUCCCCGUGUCCAGCUUCAACCACAUGCCCAAGCUGCGGACCUUCCGCCUGCACUCCAAUCACCUGUUCUGCGACUGUCACCUGGCCUGGCUCUCACAGUGGCUCAGGCAGAGGCCAACCAUCGGGCUCUUCACCCAGUGCUCGGGCCCCGCCAGCCUGCGUGGCCUCAAUGUGGCCGAGGUCCAGAAGAGUGAGUUCAGCUGCUCAGGCCAAGGGGAGGCGGGCCGCGUGCCUUCCUGCACCCUCUCCUCCGGCUCCUGCCCCGCCAUAUGCACCUGCAGCAAUGGCAUUGUGGACUGUCGUGGCAAAGGCCUCACGGCCAUCCCUGCCAACCUGCCUGACACCAUGACGGAGAUCCGCCUGGAGCUCAAUGGGAUCAAGUCCAUCCCCCCAGGAGCCUUCUCUCCCUACAGAAAGCUGCGGAGGAUAGACCUGAGCAACAACCAGAUCGCAGAGAUCGCGCCCGACGCCUUCCAGGGCCUCCGCUCCCUGAACUCGCUGGUCCUGUAUGGGAACAAGAUCACAGACCUCCCCCGGGGUGUGUUUGGAGGCCUGUACACCCUACAGCUCCUGCUCUUGAACGCCAACAAGAUCAACUGUGUCCGGCCCGAUGCCUUCCAGGAUCUGCAGAACCUCUCACUUCUCUCCCUGUAUGACAACAAGAUCCAGAGCCUCGCCAAGGGCACCUUCACCUCCCUGCGGGCCAUCCAGACCCUGUGAGUGCCCUCUUGCCCUCCUCCCCUCAGUCCCAGCAGGAGGACCUAGGGAGAAGUGACAGGCUCCGGGGACAGGCAGCUGUCUUGUCCUGUGCCUUUUGCUCACCAGGAGUGGCCUCUUAUAGAGGAAAGAGCACAGACUUGGGGUUGGAUAGUCCUGGGUUCAACUCCCAGCUGUGCCUCUUAUUGACUGUGUGACUCUGGUCAAGUUAAUCAGCUUCUCUGGGCCUCAGUU